CUGUGAUGUAUUGUCAGCAUGUCUGCAGCUCAGUUAACAAGACUCCUGGUAUCAAAUGCAGCCUUCAACUUGUAUUAAAGAGACCUAACUACACUGCAGGAAGUGGGUGAAGAGUUAAAUCUUGGCAAGAGUGCAGAGUGAUCGAGUGUUCGGGCAGAAAACAGCUUAAACAAAGGAUGUAGCAAGGAGAUAAGUAAGCAGGUAAGCAAGAUAAGAGAGGAGAUACAGAAUAUAGAGGCUAAAAGAGGCUAAAAGCUAAGGAACAAAACCAAUGCGGACAAGAGAGUGAAGGAAAAUAAAGAGGAGUUUGACAAAGGAGAGUGCUGGAACAGAGGUUGGAGAAGGCAAAUUAACAACAGAUCAGAAAGAGAAGAGUGAAACACCACCAUGACAUACCGCCUGUUUGAAGGGAAGGAUCAUGCCUCCAUCUACCAAAGGUAUCGCUUCACGCCUCCAGAUGAGCUCAAGAAUAUAAUUCUUCAGUACCUAGAUAAAAAGAAGGGACAGCCACAUGUGCUGGCAGUGGAUCUGGGAUGUGGAACAGGCCAGAAUUCUCGGCUACUGGCACCACACUUCAGACAAAUGGUGGGCAUUGACGUCAGUGAGUGCCAGCUGGAGGAGGCCAAAGCCGUGCCGGGGUAUCCGAACAUCACAUACAGGAAGGGGACAGCAGAGGAGCUUCCAUUUGCAGAUGGCUCUGUAGACUUGCUGACAGCGGCAUCAGCAGCCCACUGGUUUGAUCGGUCGAGGUUCCUGGCUGAGGCAAGUCGGGUUCUGAAACCACGGGGCUGCAUGGCUCUGCUGGGCUUCAGUGAUACUGCCACCAGAUUUCACUAUCAGAACUGUGGAGAACGACUCAGCCGCAUCUAUGAAGAGGUGAAGCAGGUGCUGAGGCCGUACACUAGCAGCCCAGUAGCUGUGUCUGAUGGGAAGCUGGAGGAGCUGUACUCUGCCAUCCCUUUUCCAGACAAACAGAGGAUUGAGGGUAUUCGAGUGAAGUCUGUCAUCCCGGUGAGGAACGUGGUGGGAUUUGUUGAGUCCUGGUCCAUGUUCCAAGCUUACAGGAAGACAGACGCUCAGACUGCUCAUGACCUGCUGCUCAACACUCAGAAGAGGUUUCUGGAGGAGAUGGGAGUCACGUCUCCUGACACUGAAAUAGAGUGGGAGCAGGAGUAUUUCUGUGUCCUGGCAUCAAAACCACAAUGAUCAACACUAUAGCACAGGAUGUAUAUUUAGAGAGGGAGAGAGUGUGUGUGUGUGUGUGUGUGUGUGUGUGUGUGUGUGUGUGUGUGUAAGAGAUGUCCCAAUUUACAAUUUAUGAACAUUCAAAACAUAAAAUUUUUGAUGCAUGAAAGACUGUGCUUGUUGAAUGUGGAUAUUCAUCAUUUUUUCACAGUAGAGCUCCAAUUUUGUCAUUUUGUUGUAGCCUGAUGCAGAUUUUGCAACAAAAGGCUUAUAGUCUAAUCCUUAACACACUGUCUUUCUCACAGGAAAGACUUUUAAGACCAGUUUACAGUGGAUCUACUUGUAUGUUUAGAUAUUUGUCAAUAGAUCACCUACUAAUGACUUUAUAUCCUGCCUAUAGUGUAUUUUACAAGUUUUUUAAAAUACAAAGUACGUUUCAUUUUGCAGUGAAACCACUUUUUAAAACAUUUCUCAAUCCCUCAGCUGAUCCCUCUCAGGCUUAAAUGCACACUGAGAGUUUACAUAACUCAGCAACAUAAUUUCUUUUGAAAUUUAACAUGCCUACCACAGUUGUUGCACAGAAGGGUGCUUAGAUGCUUUGGUUUAAAUGAGAAGUCCAGUUUUUUUAGCCAAGCUCUUAAAAACAUGGCAUAGCUGGUGGCCCAUUUAUUUGUUAUAACUGCCUGAGUGUGCUUUCUUUAUUCUGUGCUAUCUCUCAGUAGGUUGAAGGCAGCUUUGCUCUGCCGACAGUUUGUGUUUUUUGUACUUAGUGCAAUGUGAAUAAAGCUGAAGUACUUAACGCUUGUGGUAGAGCUCUAUACAGUAAUUAAAAAGAGAAACAAAUCUGCACUGUAAAAAUGAAGUCAUACUGUAUGUUCAUUAGUGAGUGGUGAAAAGUAAUACUGUCCUUUUUACCCCACUGCAUUUAUCUGACAUCUACAGACUCUACGCACCUUCCAGAUGAAGGUUUUAACCUGUAAUCAUCUGAAAUAUUAUUUACUAAAUGAAACCAAUAUUAUGUAGAAUGGGUUAAAAUUGUUGAACAUAAAAUGCAGCUUACAUGUUAAUAUUACAUCCAAAUCCAGCAGUUUAUUAUAUUAUAAUUUUUCACUGACAGAGACCAUUUUGGUUUCAUAAAGGAUAUUUUUACUUUCAUACAUUUUGCUGAUAAUGAUUUUAUUUAUUUUGAAUGUUGUACUUUUAUUAUUAGUAUUUUAAAACACUGCAAAUACAAUGUACAAGUGAACCACGGGGAUCUGUCAUUUGCUAUUAAGGAGACGUUUUCUGUAAAUCAUUUGGUCCAUUUUGGGCAAUUCUGAAAAACUUAACUCUCAAUUGAUAAAGGUUUUGCAUGAAGAUCCCGUAGAUCUGUCACACAAAAGUAAAACAACAAAUAUCCAACAAGUAUUGUAUUCUAAUUUAGUACAGGUGCGUUAUCAGAUAUAAAGAAGAGAUAACAUUUUCCUUUUCCUACACUUAAAUGGAUUAGUAAUAACAGAAUGUUGUGCAAUAAAAUCAGGGGUUUUGCUGCUGUGGCCUCGCUUGGUCUGGUGUGACCAGUAGCUCGCUUGCUAGUUGUUGUUGACAAUCUUUAGAUAGAUAUUGCUCUGUA
Seriola dumerili (greater amberjack) is the source of this 2797-nucleotide messenger RNA. Its product is annotated as putative methyltransferase DDB_G0268948. Gene Ontology annotation, molecular function: S-adenosylmethionine-dependent methyltransferase activity. The record is from RefSeq and is a predicted model, not a curated record. Bases 388 to 1206 code for a protein of 272 amino acids. Lineage: Eukaryota; Metazoa; Chordata; Actinopteri; Carangiformes; Carangidae. The transcript has 7 exons.